CACAGCGCGCACACGACGAUGACGGUUCACAUGCUUCGGGUCACUACCGUGCGCCAAAGAGGGAGAUUAGAAACAGAAAAGGAGAUUACAGAGAGAUCAGAGAUAAGAGGUGUACCUCUCUGUGUUCCUUGUCACACAGCGCGCGCGCACAUACACACGCAUCUGUACACACAUGCAUGCUCAGACAGCUGUACACGCACGCAUUCCUUGCUACUGCCUUCUAAAUAUAUGCACCGACACUCUAUGCCCUGCUACGUGGCCGGUGUGUUUGUCCUGAUUCUACAUAAAGGCAGGCAGGUAUGUGCGAGAGAGACUCCAGGCAGGAACAAACAGUCAGGCACAAUUUAACUGCAGCCAAACUUAAAGAGACAUUGAACCUGCCGAAUUGUUUCACUAAGCCAGGUGCCCCCCCCAGAAAUCGGCUAUUCUGCAACCAGUUGUGGAAUCCUGCAAUUAUUCAUAAAAUGUGCUGAAAAUUUAUUUUAGGAAACAUAAUCUUGCUAUAUAUGGCAAGGAAAGGGCGAACCUGAAGGAUGAGUAUGUUUCCGAUUUUUAAUGUUAUACGUGUAGCCAUCUGACCACUUUUUAUUGGGUGACAGAUCAUAUGAGCACUUCGGUGUAGGUUUGGAAAAACUACAGCCAGAGGUAAGGCUGGAAAUGCCGUAAGAGUUAAGGGUGCUGAAAAUGGAUGCUGGAUAGUCCAGCAUGAAAGAUGGCAUACAGCUUUAGGUUUGAAAUGAGGGGGAAUACAUGUGAAUAUUUACACAUGAAAGCCAUUGGGGAGGGCUGAAUCUUGGCUUGAGUAUCUGUGCAGGAGCGAGAGCAAGAAAAAGAGGAGGAGGAGGAGGUGGAGGAGGAGAAGGAGGAGGAGGAGAGGUGGUGGAGGAGGACGAGGAGGAGGAGGAGGAGGAGGAGGAGGAGGAAAGAAUGGAGGCGCCGCGGAGCCCUGAUUAUGCACGGGCUGGAGCUGCCUCCUCUAACCUGUUCUUCUCCGAGCCGGGCAGCCGGCGGUCCUCAGCCGCCUACAGAACAGGAGCCGAAACAACCGUUCUCGAAGGCUACAGCGUUUAUUUUUCUCUUUUGGGGGGUUUUGGCGGUUGUUUCAGGGGCUCACCAACUGGCCCCUUUAAUUAAAAGCUUCAAUAAAAGGCGAUCGCGCCAGGAAUGCUCCCGCUCCUCUCCGCGCAGGAUUUGCAUAUUUUUUUAAUGCCCUAAUUUCCUUGAUGUAUGUAAAUGUAGCCGGACGUAGAGGGAGACAGGGAGCUGACGUCAAUGGACGUGACCUCGCAGCUAAACCUUGAACGUGAAGCCGGGAUGGGGGAAAACACGGAGCGGCAGCCGGCGGAGCCCGAGAGCGCGGGCGGCUGCGGCGGCAGUAGCCGAGCCCAGGCCGGAGAUGCCAAGGGGGCCAGUGCCCGUCCCCGGGGGAGGACAAGCCGCCGCCUUCUUUCUGCAACACGCGGCUCAGACUCGCCAGCCUUCCGGCCGCACUUGCAGACUCUUGCCCUGCGCUUCCAGCCCCACCAAACACACGUUCUUUUGCUUCCCUCAGAAAAGCAACACUCCCCCAAACAACAAACCAAAACCAACAGAAAAAAACAAAUGUUUUAGACCAAUGCUCGGGUAGCUUAUCAGAAAGAAGACUCUGACCAUGGAACAUACAUAUUUUUUGGCUUCUCUCCACAAGAAGAGGAGGGGGAGACCACAGACAACAGCAAAUCACUCCUAAAACACGAUAACUACAAGUGUUCCCUGUAGGGAGAGGUAAAUCGCCCAGCCGACUGGUGAAGGCUUUUCGUUUCGGUACUUAUUUACCUGUGCACUCAUUAUGCGCGUCCGCUUCAUUAACAGCAGGGUCAUGAGCACGCUUUCUAAUGUGAUGGGAGUGCUGGUGUGUGUGUGUGUGUGUGUGUGUAGGUCCUUGCGCGAGUGAGCACCGAGGCAGGCACUCCGAGCAGAGAGAGAUCAGUCUUUCCAUGGCUACCUCUGGGACUAUCUGCAGAGCCACGUAGGCCAGAGGUCCUAGGUUGGGAUUCGAGUUCACCCCUUUAAAAAGAGAGGCCAGCAAAGGCUUCCCCUGGACAGCCAGGUUCUUCCCAUUGCAUUGUUUGGGGAAGGGGUCUUGAGGUGUGAGCCAUUCCGUAGCCGUUGCCUUGCCGGAUAUGGCCUGGUGUUUUGCACUUGGAACUAAGCGGCCUCGGCGCAGAAGUAGUGCCUCCCAGAGACGCAGCCGAGGCCUUCUCGUUCCCCUCCUUCCGCCCGCGGCAGCCCUGCGCGCCGGCGUGUGCGUGACCGCGCACCGGGCUGCUGGCACCUCCCUGUGCACAUCCGCCCCUCCUCUGCUCGCCACCUUCUCCUGGGCAGCUAAGAAAUGGUCCUCGGCCUCUUCUGGGCCGGAGGGCAGAGCUGCGAGCAGGCAAGAAAGGGGCGCCGUGAUGGGGACUUCUCCGCUCUGCCCUCGGCCACUGCGGCUGCGGUUUCAGCGUUCCACCUCGCAGCCCCAGCUUUGUUUUCCUGACAUGCUCUUGGCCAUUGGGCUCCACGCCUGCGAGGGGAGUGUGUGCGUGUGCGCGGGGGGCGGGCGCGCGCGGCGGGUGGGGGCUCUCCCGCCAAGGACACGCAUGGCUGUCUGUCCUCCGGCUGCACUUGGCGGGAAAGCUAGGGGCCGCCGGCGGGGCUGCGCGCCAGCGGCUCUCAUUACCGCCUCCCUACUCCCCCCGGGCCACAUUUACAUACGGGCCACUCUUCUGAAUUUUUACGGCUCUCUUCCCCCUCCCGUACCCGGUCGCACGCGCGCAGGCUCGGAACAACCGCGCCGGGCGCUCAAGACACCCGCGCCCAGGCUGCGGCCAGUCCCGGGCGCGCAAACAGACCCGGAGGGGUAGACGGCACUCGGUGGGACGGAUUCCUGCACCGCCUCCCCCGCACCCACGCGCCCACACCCCUGACAGCCUCCCCGCUUGUGUGGCAGGAAGCCCACCUUCCCCUCGAAGCCCCCACCCGUCUCUUUCUGCACACUUCCACCCCCACCCUCCGACAUCUCUCCGUCUCUCCCUGGAAGACAGACAGACUCACGCGCGCGCUCUCGCGCUAGCUCUCGCGCUCGCGCGUACACACACACACACACACACACACACACACACGCUUUUUCUUCCUCCUCAAAUAGAUAGCCCCUAUGGCACGUCCCUGGUACCUUUAGAAUAACUCUAGAGUUUAGAGAAUAAAAAUCUUUAGAAUGCAUUGCUUGUCUUUAGACAAACACGUUUAACAACCACAACACAAACGGGGAGGAGUGAGGAAGGGGAGACUUGAACCAAAAGACCUUUCUUUUUUUAAAAAAAGUCUGCGAGUCAAAAGGUCAUUCUCCAAGUUUGUAAAUAAAAUUGCAAAGGGAGUCCUUAAGAAAGGAGAGGAAAGAAGGGGGAGAAGGUUAGGAAGACCCGCAAGUUACAUAAAACGGUGCAUUGGAAAAACGACAGGGCGAUUCUUUAAAAAAAAUCUUAGGAAAUCAAGAGGGGGAAAAAACUGGAAGAAAAAAGAAAAAGAGAAGAAAAGGUUAAAAAAAAAAAGCAAAAGAAGUUUCCAAAGAAAUGUGUGCUUUGCAUCCUACAAUAGGAAAAUGUAGCCAUUGCCUUCCUUCAGACGAGAGACAUUUCUAAUUUGUUCCGUCUGUCAGGAGGGGACUAUGAGAGGUUUGGGUGCAAAUUCAUUAUCUCUGGCAACGCAGAACGUAGUGUGGGGACUGAAAAAGACCGUGGCAAUGGAUGAACAAUAGGGCUUCAGUUCAUCAGUAACAAAAGCAGUGGGGAAAUUGGUUGAGUUUCAGAGCACGUCCUCCUCGGCAGAGGGGGUUGGACUAGACCUUGGACAGCCCCCCCCAAAAACUUGCCAAGCCUCGCACACACCACUUCACUCUCCACUCCGAGGCUCAGGGAGCAAGUGCCUGGCGUGGGGGGGAAAAGUUGGCUUUUUUUUCCUCCUUGGUCUUUUGCGCCCUUCUCUCUCUCCCCAGAAGGGAAGAACCAUUUAAACUAUUUUAGACGCAAUCAACCAAGAAUCACCAUGUGGAAUUGAGCGGCAGUUUUAAAUGUACUGAGGAGAGGAAUGAUGAGAAAAACAUUUUUUUUUUUUUUUUUUU
Callithrix jacchus (white-tufted-ear marmoset) is the source of this 4138-nucleotide messenger RNA. RefSeq lists its product as uncharacterized. Lineage: Eukaryota; Metazoa; Chordata; Mammalia; Primates; Cebidae. The record is from RefSeq and is a predicted model, not a curated record.